GUAUGGCUUGCCGACACGAACCGACUACCGCCUCAUAGUGGAGAACUUGUCGAGUCGAGUGUCGUGGCAGACAACGUAAGAGAGAGAACGCGAGGUCCUAGCUUGAGGCUUGAAGGAGGAGGAGGAUGGACGCGCAGUGUCGUGCUGGCCAGAUCCUAGGACCAUCCUGAGUUGGAACACACGCGAGAAGUGCCAGCUCAAGCCAGCCUUUCCUUACCUGACCACACACAAAAUCAGCUCAUUCGUUGACUGUCUGUCGUCUUCCGUUACGGCCUUGUAGCGAGGCUGGCGUAGCUGCUCUGCGCAUCAUCUGUGUGUGUGUACCGGUAGCUCUAGUGGAGGGGGUGGAGUACCACCUCCCCCCUCUCCCCCACCCCCCUACACCCCACCUCCCUCCACCAGGGUUGAUAACACCUUAGGGCUGGCCCUUUACCGGGGCCGAGUGGUGAGAGAUGUCGGCCUCGUGGUACUGGGUGCGGGCGACCUCGCGCCCUUGAGUAACGCCUCCGCAUUUCCCUUGAAUUACUGACCCCCAAAAACCAGGACAGGUAAAUCAGGGUACUUGACUGGACUGCUGAAUUGGCCUAUUAACGUAUGUAGUAUUCCUAGAGUUGGGAUUAUGACAAUUUCUAUUAAUUGUUGUCAGUCCAGCAUUCAUUUUUAGAGCAACUAUUGUGGCAUAAUUCUUUCAAUAUGUGAAUGCCUUUUUGUUGUUGUUGUGGUGUUCCAUGUGUAUCUUCAUUUCAGGAAUAAAGCGUACUAAAUGCUCACUCCUUAACUAUAUAUAUAUAUAUAUAUAUAUAUAUAUAUAUAUAUUUCCGUAAAGAUAGGACUAAAUGUUUAUGGUGUGAAUCUUGAUACAGAUUUUUAGUGCUCUUAUUCUAGAAAUUCAGAUUAUUCUUCUGUUUUGACCUGAGCUUUUGAGUUCGUAAUUCCUCAAACUGGUUUUUUAUGUUUUUUUAAUUCAAGAAGGUUCUAUUCAUAAUUUUUGUAUAUAGUAUAAAAUUGAGACAUCCUAUGUUGUCAUAGAGUUAAUUUGAUAAGGACUUAUAAGUCAUAAAGUUUCUUGUGGUAUAAUUGUAUUGUUGUGAUGAUUAAUUGUGUGUUAAAUUUACCAUUGGCAGGAUCUGAAAGACUUCAUGCGUCAGGCAGGGGAGGUGACCUACGCCGAUGCCCACAAGCACAGGAGAAAUGAAGGAGUUGUUGAGUUUGCCACUUAUGCUGAUAUGAAGGGUGCCAUCAACAAGCUGGAUGGCAAGGAGCUGCACGGGCGACGUAUUCAUCUGCUCAACGACUCGUCUCGGCGACCUCGCAGAUCGCACUCGAGAUCUUCUUCAAGAUCGAGAUCUAGGUCUCGUUCACGCUCUAGAUCUCGUUCUCGGAGCCGAUCAAGGUCGCGUUCCCAUUCUAGGUCACGAUCCCGAACGCAUUCUCGUUCUCGAUCACGUUCUCGCUCACCGUCUCGGUCACGCAGUCGUUCUCAUUCAAGAGAUCGACGGGCAAGGAAGUCACGCUCCAAGACACACUCCAAAUCUCGGUCACAUUCGCGACUGCGAUCCAAGUCCAAGUCCAGGUCCAAGUCCAGGUCCAAGUCCAGAUCGAAGUCCAGAUCCAAGACCAGGUCCAAGACCAGAUCCAAGUCCAGGUCCAAGUCCAGGUCCAAAUCCAGGUCCAAAUCACAGUCGCGCUCCCAGUCAAAGGAAAAAUCGAAAUCAAGGUCACGUUCGCGGAGUCACGGCAGCAAGUCUCCUCCUCCCGUUAAGGACAAGUCGAGCAGUCGGUCUCGGUCUCGCACCCCAAACGUGAAGGCGGCACAAGACAAUUAGAACGAACAGGAUAAAUGCGAAAGUUUGCUUAACAGGAUGGAAUACCAAGUGAAAUUAGCUUUUCUGUAGUCUCGAAAGUUCUUGUAUUAAAGAUCAUUGUUUAUACAUUUUCUUGGGGCAAUUAAUAACUAGUGUUUUAUUCUUAUUAUUAUUAUGGUUAAAAUAUUUGAUUCUAAACAACAGACCAAACGCAGUAGUUUCUUUAUUUCUACCAGAAUUUGAUGGACGUGUCAUAUUACAUAGUGUGUGUGUGUGUAUGUGUGUGUGUAUAUAUAUAUAUCUAAGAACUCCAAUUGACCCGGCCAGAAUUUGAACCCAUGCCGUCCAGGAACACCCCUAAGCGUAAACAGUAUCGCGACCACUGCACCAGUGGUCGCGAUACUGCUUACACUGUGCAGUGGUCACAGUACCGUGUAUGUUUAUGGGUGAUCGUGGCCGGUAUGGGUUCGAAUCCUGGCUGGGUCAAUUAGAGUUCUUAGUGAUCUAUGACUUGUAUGUUCCUGCAGCUUUCUCUCUCUCUCUCUCUCUCUCACACGCACAUACACAUACACACGUGCACACACACGCACGCAUACACAUACAUGCAUACAUACAUUAAUGACCACAUUGCUGGCAUUGUUGAUCUUAGAGUAUAAUCUUUUCAUGCUUCUAACUAGUGCAGUUUUGUACUCUUGGGAUUAAGAAGAGCAUUCAAGUUAAUGAAGGCAAUGAGUCACAAUAUCGUGGCUGAAGUAUGUUGACCACACCACACACUAGAAGGUGAAGGGGACGACGACGUCUC
Molecule: messenger RNA, 2607 nt
Organism: Procambarus clarkii (red swamp crayfish)
Lineage: Eukaryota; Metazoa; Arthropoda; Malacostraca; Decapoda; Cambaridae
Source: RefSeq, a predicted model, not a curated record